AUGGAUCUACUUCUACGAGAGGAGGCCGGCAGGGCCCAAGACAUCUCGGAAAUCCUCAACGCGGUACGCAACAAUGACUUGGACCACGAGCAGGACAUUACCUUGGCGAUCACCGGCCUAAACGGAUUGAGCUGGGCACUUCGAGAACUCAACAGACAGAUCGACGCCGUCAAUGGGAGACUCAGGAAAACCUUUGCCAAUGACCUCAAACUCCUCCAGCACAGCGUCGCUUUCACGUUACAAGAUGUCUGGACCAUCCUCGGCAGACUACCUCGUGUUGCGAUCGCCGCCGACUACCAAGAUGCGUGGAAAGAACUUGUCCGAUAUUGCACGAACAUGGGAAAGCAGACCCUCGAUAUGCGACUAAAGACGUAUGAGCUGUUUGCAUGCUCGCUGUGUAAAGUUCUCCAAAGGUAG
This is a messenger RNA of Cladophialophora yegresii CBS 114405, 417 nucleotides long. RefSeq lists its product as uncharacterized. The transcript has a single exon. The coding region runs from base 1 to 417 and encodes 138 amino acids. The record is from RefSeq and is a predicted model, not a curated record. NCBI's taxonomy places the organism in Eukaryota, Fungi, Ascomycota, Eurotiomycetes, Chaetothyriales, Herpotrichiellaceae.